AUGAAUUCCGGAAGCCGGACAGGCCAAGCCAGCCAUGGCACGGACGGCCCGGCGGACCCCAGGAAGCGUCCGUCGAGGGCUGAAGAUGGGCGUCGGGCCAAGCGUGGAAGAUAUACGGCCGUUGCAUGCAACGAGUGCAAGAAGAAGAAGCUCAAAUGCCUGCCGACCGAAGGUCUGACCUGCGAGCGCUGUCUCCAUGCCGGACUCGCCUGUGUCUUUGACGCCCGGCCGCCGUCCCAGACGACGAAGAGCAAACACGACAGGCUCAUGUCACUCGACAGCCAUCGCCUCCGGACCCUCGGCGAAGAGACGGCGCUGCUGCGUCAGCAAGUCGCCGACCUCGCGCAGGCCGUUCAGGAGCUGCAAAGCCCGUCUCCGACCCGGCCCCGGGUCCACGCCCGCCUCGCCAGCAUCCUCACGCCUUCGCCGUCCAACGGUUACGGCGGGGCGAGGACCGUCCCGAAAGACCCGCAGUUCGUCGGGCCCACCCGCCCUGCCUACGGGCUACUGGUCGCCGAGCGGUCCCUGACGCGCAUGGGCAUUCCCGCCUCGGAGCCGGAGCCGGAGAGUCCCCGUGCGUCUCCAACGCCGAGCGAGCGAUCGAGGGGGGAAUGCGCCGACGCCGACGUUGAUUUCUGGAACCGCUGCACGCCCCACGAGCUCUCCCGGCUGCUUGGCGUCUUCGAGGAGGAGGUCGAGUCGGUCUAUCCCUUCAUCGACAUUGUCGAGCUGGCCUCGCGAGCCGACCAAAUCCUCUACCUGAUUCGCAGCCCCGCGUCGAUGGACAAUCAGCAUCGGGAGACGCGGCCCCCCCUGACGUCGAGGGACAUUGAGAUGGCCAAGCUCGCGGCCGCCACGGGCAUCGCCAUCGAGGCACGCGGUAGGAACCAGCUGAGCGCGGCCAUUGCCGAGUCGGUUCAGGAUAGCAUCACGCGCAUAUCGCGCUCCGAGGUGGCGCUCAAAGGAAUACAACUGCUCGUGGCGCUGGUAAGAAGAUCCCGGGGUUGCCUCCCGUUUCCCUCGCUGAGCGCGGCGCAGAGCAUCUACCACUUUCACUGCGACGACGAGCUGCUCGCCUGGCGAACCAUCGGCAUCGCGGCGAGGGAAUCUCUCGAGAUGGGUCUCCACAGGAAAAAGUCGCUUCUCGACAACUUCAAAGACGCGCAGUCGCGGCGCGAUGCCAUGCGCGUCUUCUGGUGCGUCUACGUCCUCGACCGCCGAUGGAGCUUCGGCACGAGCCUCUCAUUUGCCCUCGCCGACCGAGACAUCGACCCCGCGCUGCCCGAGCUGGACGCCGACCACGCCUACCUCAACUGCAUGGUCGGCUACGCCCGGCUGUGCUCCCAGCUCUGGGAUGCCAUCCCUCCCCUCGGCGCGCCCGUCCAGUCCAUCCCGCACGAGACGGUGCGGGCGCUCGACGUCAGCACGCAGGCUUGGAUCGAGGGCAUACCAGCCCACCUGCAGAUGCGGCACCCGCACGCCCUCGUCGCCGCCCGGUCCCAGCCGCGGGUCCUGCACCGGCUGCGCGCCCUGCUCUUCCUGCGCGGCAACUUCACGCGCAUCUCCAUCUACCAGCACUACCUCCUCAGCGCCGCCACGAUGCAGGCCAACCUCGCGAGCGCACGCCUCGUCGUCGACGUAGCCCGCGACAGCGUCGAGGUGCUCGUCCACCUUCACGCGACGACGGACAUUUACUCGCGCCAGCAGAACGCCUUCAACCACUUUCUGCUGAGCGCCUUUGCCGUCAUCGCCCUCGCCGUCUGCCACGCGCCCGACGUCUUCGCCGAGCACUGCCGGGGGAGCUUCCUCGACGCCGUCGAUCUCGUCCGGGGCUUCUCGCGCCACAGCGUCGCGAGCCGGCGGCUGUGGAACAGCAUCCGGGGCUUCCUGCCACGGCUGAACAGGCUGGGGCUGCCAGGCUCCGAGAGGCCGGCCGACGUCUCGAGGAGGGGCUCGGCCGCUCCGGCCGCCGACGCCGCCCAGCUCCACCCUCGUUCGUCUUCGGUCGCCGCCGAGCAUGCCGCGGGUCUCGAAGGCGGCACCCUGGCGACGCCGCAGCCGAUGGGCAUGCCCGACAUGUCGGAGAUAAGCUCCGACCUGCUGGAUCUGUUCGACACUCUCGUGCAGGGGCAAGACUCGGAGCACGAGUUUCCCACGGAGCUUUUCGGUGCCGUCGAGGGAGAGGCGUCGGAGGGGGUUGGACUCUCGCGCCGCUUCCUGCAAGGGUUGAUGUAG
Messenger RNA from Drechmeria coniospora, 2235 nucleotides. RefSeq names its product Fungal specific transcription factor. The transcript is spliced from 4 exons. Bases 1 to 2235 code for a protein of 744 amino acids. Gene Ontology annotation, molecular function: DNA-binding transcription factor activity, RNA polymerase II-specific; RNA polymerase II cis-regulatory region sequence-specific DNA binding; zinc ion binding. The record is from RefSeq and is a predicted model, not a curated record. Gene Ontology annotation, biological process: DNA-templated transcription; positive regulation of transcription from RNA polymerase II promoter by galactose. Lineage: Eukaryota; Fungi; Ascomycota; Sordariomycetes; Hypocreales; Ophiocordycipitaceae. Gene Ontology annotation, cellular component: nucleus.